UCAGUGUCAUUGUCAAAAUCUGCAUGCAUUUCUGCAACGAAAUGAACCAAAAAAAUAUUAAUUAAGAAUAUGUUACAGUAAGAUAACCUUUAAGUUCGAUUUCGUUACUUAAUUUGGUUUUAUAUAUUUUACUACUAAGUAGAAGUAUUUUAGAAUGGGCACCUUACCUAAUUUUGCAGGGUUAACAAACAAAAAUAUAUUCUUAGUGGAAUUUAAAGAACCAUAUGCUGAAAAAACUCUCCGCGAUGAAACUACAACCAACAUUCGCAGCCUCAUAUUCAGCCCAAAAGGCGGCUACCUGGCUUACCGAACUGAUAAAAAAGCUGAAAUAGUAAAAUGUUCAGACUGGUCUGUAGCGGGUUCAAUAGAGGGAAAUAUCAAGGACAUGUUGUUUUCUCCUCUGGACAACUAUUUCAUGGCUUGGGAAAUGUUUCUUAUGAAUAAAGAUAAUCCUCAAGGCAAACCAAACUUGCAUGUUUACAACAUCGCCAAGAAAGCUGUUAUUGCAUCUUUUACACAGAAACUACAAACUGGUUGGGAGCCAAAGUGGUCAUCAGAUGAAAAGUUAUUUGCCAUACAAGCUGGUAAUCGAGUGCUGAUUUAUGAAGAUGGCAACUUCGAACGCUACAGCCACACUAUUAAUGCGGAGAAGCUAAACUGCUUCAGUGUUGCCCCAAGCGCGGCUCCGACUUAUUACUUUUCAAUUUUUACUAUUGGCAAAUCGGGGCAACCUUCGGUUUGGAAGGUGCUGCAGUACCCGAAUUUGGAAUUGGAAAAGGCUGUGGUCAGCAGGACUUGUUUCCAGGCAGACAAAGCAACUUUUUACUGGAAUCGCCGCGGCACCAACAUUUUCACCCUCACACAAACUGACGUGGACAAAACGGGUGGUUCGUACUACGGUAAACAGUCACUGUCAUACGGCGACGUAAAGGGAAAUGCGGGGAACAUGGUCUUUAAUAAGGAGGGUCCGAUCCACGCGAUAGCGUGGAACCCCGGCAACUGGAACGAGUGGCUGGCGGUGUACGGCCACGCGCCGGCCAAGGCCACCCUUUUCAAUGCCAAGUGUGACCCCCUCUUCGAGUUCGGGACGGGAGCCUGGAACACCAUCCAUUAUGCUCCCGACGGAAAUCAUGUUCUGCUGGGUGGGUUCGGUAACAUUGGCACGGGCCACGUGGAAGUGUGGGAUCCGCGCGGCUACAAGCGGCUCGGCAAGUGCGCGGCGCCCGACACCACGAGCCUGCAGUGGGACCCGCGCGGGGAGACCUUCCUCACCGCCACCACCUACCCGAGGCUCACGCAAGGCAACGGGUACAAGAUCUGGCAUUACACCGGAGUGCUGAUGCACCAGCGAGGGUGCGUCGACAAGGAGAACCUGCUGUCCAUCGGUUGGCAGCCGGGCUCGUACCCGAAGAGCGAGCUGUCCCGCGCCGCGCCGCGCGGCCUCACGCCCGCCACGCCCGCGCCCGCCGCCGCGUACAGACCACCCGGCGCGCGCAACAAGCCUUCCACCUUCACGCUGCACGAGCAUGAGAAGCCACAUCGCCCCGGGGAGACCGUUAAUGCGGCCCCAUCGAAGCAGGCUUUAAAACAGAAGCAAAAGCGCGAAGCUCGCAAAGCGCGCACCGCCGAAGAGAAGGCCUCCGGCGAAGCGCCGCCGCCGGCCGAGCCAGGUGCGCCCGCGCGGGCUGCUUUCGUCUCUACCGGCGACCCCGAGAAGGAUAAAAAGAUCAAAAAUAUUAAUAAGAAACUGAGUGACAUCGAGAAGCUGAAGCAGCAGCGAGGUGCGGGCAAGCCUCUCGAAAUCAACCAGAAAGCGAAGAUAGAGACCGAAGCCGCCUUGCUCAAGGAGCUGGCCCAACUCCGGUUAUGAUCGCAGCCGGACCCUCACCCGUGCGACACCUCUCCCCGUUACUGUUGACUACUUCUAUUCUCCGUAUGCUUCCAUAUACCAAGUACAACUAAUCAUACCGUAGUGCUCUUGUGUUAAAUUUUAGGGGCGUCUAUCCCAUGUUAGUGGUUCGUUUAACGAACGACGUCAAUGUCAGUGAUUGGUCUUCAUGCAGUUCGGUUGUUAGACAACCUUAUUUGUCAACUCUAAACAGACGUAGUGUUUACGUCUAGCGCAUAUUUUACUGCAUUUAAAAUUAUACUUCUUCUAUAUCCUUGCAAGCAGGCGCGUGGCUGAUCAAAUCAGCUAUUUUAUCGAAAUAUUAAAUCGUAUCGCCAAUACUUAUAAAGAUGCGUGUCUAUAUCACCACGAAGAGGAGUCAAAAAUGUCUCCUUUACGAAUAACAAAAACUCGAAAGUGUAGAUAAUAUUUUAAAUAUGUAUGGUACCCGGCUGCACUAUCCUUCUUUUUACUUCUGUAAACAUACUUUUACAUUAUUGGACAAUUUUGCACAAAUCGACCUUAGUCCCACGGUAACCUCAAUAAAGCUUGUGUUGUGGGUACUAGACGACGAUAUAUAUAUAAUAAUUAUAAAUAAAUACUUAUAUACAUGGAAAACAUCCAUAACUCCGGAACAAAUAUUUGUGAUAACACACAAAUAAAUAGCCUUACCGGGAUUCGAACCCGGGACCUCCUGCUUCAUAGGCAGGGUCACUAUCGACUAAGCUAGGAGGCCGUUAAGACUUAGACUUAGACUUAAUGUUUUUCUUCUGGAUAUCUGGUUGGGCUUAAUGUACUACUGUUUACUAUUAGGUAUGUGAUUGUUGAUUUCCCUCUUAUUUAUAAAACUUCACAAGCCUCAAUUAGUUGAUUUUUGUUCCACCCCUCUCUCUCUCUCUUACAAAUACAAAAAGUGAAACAGACAAAUUAAGGCAAACGAUUAAUAGCUAAUAGAGGCUUGUAGCGCGUUUAUGAAUAACGCAACUGAGCGUUACUUAUAUUUUUAGCCAUUUUUAUUUAUUGUGACCUUUUUUGCCACUUUUGUGUUAUUUCUACUCAGAAUCACGAGCUCUUUCGAUCCUAAUGGGGUAAAAUGAAAUGAAAUGAAAGCAUUUAUUUCGGAUACAAAUACAUCCAUAUUAUGUUAGUACUAAGUAAUAACUUAUAUUAGGUGUGUUAGUAGAAAGUAUAAUUAUAAUUACAAUUGACGUGCAAGGACAUCCAGUGAGCGAGGAUAGGGCUGUCCAUCCUCUCAGCGAUCACCUUCAGGAGAGUGUUGGCACUGCCCCGCACGCGCUCGCCCAGGGAUGCUACCCGCUUGCGCAGCACGGCUUGGAAACCGUCGGUUCUCCACGCGGCGAACAUUCCUGACGCGCUGCAGCGCCAGGGCAGCCCCAACAACCCCCUGAAGGCGUUAUUGUAUUGGACGCGCAGAACACUGUAGGCUUUUUUGGUGUAGUGACUCCACAGGUUGCACGUGUAUAAGGUUUGACAAUACGUUUUGAACAGGGUUAUUUUCACCUCUGUCGAACAACGCGCAAACCUGCGAGACAGCAUAUUACACCUUACCGACAGUGCUCUGCGCUCCCUUUCUAUAUCAACAUCGUCUUUUAGAGUGUCAGUAACCCAGUGACCCAAGUAUUUAAAUUUAGUUACUGUUUGAAGAGGAGAACCACUGAGCAUUAUUGGCGGAAUAAAAAAAGUCCCAGAGUUUUUUUCCUAUUGUGUUACCAUUUCCCCAUACACUUUGUAUGGCGGUAACAAAAAGGAAAGUUUGAAAAAUGUAUGGAAAUUUUAGGACACUUUUUUUUCUCCUAUAAGAAUAAAAAGGGCUCGCUAUCCUGACUAGAAAUAACACAAAAGUGGCAAAAAAGGUCACAAUAUAUAAAAUGGCAAAAAAUAAAAGAAACGCUCAACUAGUGUCUGCAUUAUAUAUACAUAUAGGGCCUACUUAUUGUCCUUAAUUUCUUUGCAUUUACUUAUUAGAUGUUAGUGUACAUACAAAGUAAUGGAAUUAUAUAAAUAUAUGAUGAAUAUUUACAUUGAAAAGGAAUGAGUAGAUAUUUAUGUAGUUACUUGUAUGUGAUGUGAUGUAAAAUAUUUAAGACCCAAACUAGAACUGUACAUUUUUUGAAAGCUAUAUUAAUAGUUAAUAUAAAUAUGUACCUAUAUUGUUAAAUAGAAAGUUCAUUAUAAAACAAUCAAUUCAGUAGUAGAACUGCAAACAAUGGUUUACACUACUGCAAAAGUGCAUACGCACUUUAUGAUUCGAAUUAAUUAAUAAAGUGGGAAUGCACUUUAGCAUCUCGCUACACAUUCGCGUGUUACAAUGAAUAUUGUGGUAUGCUGCGAAUCGCUCGUCGUUAACCUUUUGAACGCCAAUGACCGAUAUAUCCGCACCGCAGGUUCAACGCCAAAGACCAAUUAAUCGGUCACAGACCACAGAGCAACAUAGACCUACGUGCAAAUGCAUAAAGUUCAAUUUCAGUUUUGACACUUCGGUGACGUGGCGUCCGAGUGAUAUCUUUUAUAUUUGACACGGCGUCGAAAAUGUUAACAAUUCAAAGUAGCAGUACAGUAGAAGUAUGUAACUUAGUUUACAUAGGUAUAUACCUACAUAUGUACUUAGUUUUUACAAUGCGAUAUUACAAGUCCCAAGGAACAUCGGCCUACAAGAUUAACACAUGUGCGUUGCUACACAACAGCUGUUUUCUUUUUCUGUGGUGUAUUACCGGUUCUGGCAUGGACAGGAUCCAGAAGAGAACAUCAAAGUAUGGGUGACUAAGGAUAUUGUAUAACAUAUAAAAUGUUUUACGUUUUCCACUAUUAUUUGCAUCACCUAUUGAAGUGCAAUACGUGCCUUACGAAGUUAUUUAAAAAAUAUAUUUUGUCUAUCAAAUUACGAAAAUAACAUUUGGCGACAUAGUAUCUUGAUAUCUUCUGUGAUAAUGAUAAAGCAGUUUAUUAGGUUGAAACUAAUUACACUUUCUGACCUAACUUGUGAGUGAUCAAUACUGUCACGUUUUUGGGAAUUAAGUACGAAGUAAUCUGUUAUAUUUUAUAUAUUACUCUUUCGAAAAUCGUCCUUAGGUAUACAUGAAUCCCAACUCAUAUGUACUCCCCCUGUGACGAGAUCGAUCAAGAAAUUUCUGCAAUUUCCACUUUACCUACUGUUUUUUUAGUGUUGUAAGGAUAUUUUUUGUUUUCAUUUAUUAUGUUACAGAGGGGUGGUUCAACUUUUUUUUGUUAUUAUUCUGCCGUCUGCCAAUAGUAGCAUAACUUGUUAGAAGAAAUGUUAUACUAUAUGCUACUAAUAUGCUAAGUAGAUGACCCAUUAAUCCUAUUAUUGAAAGUGCUAAUAACUGCCAUAAAAAUGUAUGUUUGGUUAUUUUAAAUACCAUAAAUAACACCAGGGUUUUAAAAGUGACCCAGGCGUCCGUAACCAUUGGCAACGAGUAUUAACAAGAAAACGUCGAUUCACCCUGUUUGUUACGGAACCUGUACGGAAGAAAAUACAUUGUGUUAGUUAUUACAGUAACACAGUGUAUUUUCUUCAAUUCAAGCUUCGGUACCAUUCGUAUGCAAAUAAGUAUAAUCUUGUUAGAAUCUUGUCAUUGCGCCCAAAAACAAGAUAAGUAGUUACUGGUGCUGUGGAAAUAAUGAUGCAAUGUUUCACGUCAUCCAUAGUUCUGGCAAAGUCGAAUAUCCUUCUGGCCUUCCUCCUUAUAUUUAAUCAAACUUUGGGCAUGCUCAAAUAUUAUUACUUCGUCCUGGGAUUGUUUAACUACGUACUAUAAGUAAACCAGUAUAUUUCAGUAUAUUAUUGCCUACCAGUUUUUAUUGUUAUGCAUAAUAAUUCUACGAGUAGACACGAAUGGUUUCCGAGCUAGAUUACAUACGACGUUGUACAGUCGAGGACUUUAAUUAUGGAGCUAUUUAAGGUUUACUUUGCAUAGGACAUUUAAUAGUAGGUAUAAGUAUUGAAUAACAAAAAUAUCUCAAAUCUGAAUUGAAGCCCGUGACCGUGCCUCAGUCACUAUCGCAGCCCUCUACUUUAUUAAACUGUUGUGUAUUUAAUUACCAAUGUAGGUAAUCAAGUUUUAAACGAGUUAUUUAAUAAAUGUUUUUACUUCUAA
Messenger RNA from Cydia splendana, 6024 nucleotides. It is a transcript of the gene eIF2A, whose product is annotated as eukaryotic translation initiation factor 2A. Gene Ontology annotation, molecular function: ribosome binding; protein binding; tRNA binding. The transcript has 12 exons. Gene Ontology annotation, biological process: translational initiation. Lineage: Eukaryota; Metazoa; Arthropoda; Insecta; Lepidoptera; Tortricidae. Gene Ontology annotation, cellular component: cytosolic small ribosomal subunit. The record is from RefSeq and is a predicted model, not a curated record. The coding region runs from base 155 to 1870 and encodes 571 amino acids.